AUGUCCACCGGAUCUAUAUAUGUUAGAGUUUAUGAGGACAUGAUUGAUCUGCUAAGGGCUACUAUUGUUGGGACUUCUGGAACUCCAUAUCAUGACGGUCUUUUCUUCUUUGAUGUUCGUUUUCCUCCUAAGUACCCGCGAUGUCCAGCGAAAGUAUACUACCAUUCAGGUGGGCUUCGGCUAAAUCCAAACCUGUAUGAGAGUGGAAAGGUGUGCCUUAGCCUGCUGAACACUUGGUGGGGUUCUGGAUGUGAGAAGUGGAGCAAGUCAAAUUCCACCAUGUUGCAAGUGUUGAUCUCCAUCCAGGGCCUCGUGUUGAAUGAUAAACCAUACUUUAAUGAGCCAUGCUACAAAAACACGGUUAACACACCUCUUGGUGAAAAGCAUUCCAUGGCAUAUAAUCAGACUGCAUUUGUUCUAUCCUGCAAGACUAUGUUGUAUUCACUUCGUAAGCCUCCUAAGCAUUUUGAGACCCUUGUUGUGCACCAUUUCCACGAGCGGGAGCGAGCCAUCCUGGAAUCAUGCAGCGCAUACGCGUCUGGCAUUGUCGUCGGAUCAUCGGUCAGGGAUGGCGCCAAGUACGCUGCGACAAGUGCUUUGCACGCUUCAAGAAGUCCCUUGAAGACUUUGUUCAAAAAAUGUGAUGAACCUUGA
Messenger RNA from Hordeum vulgare subsp. vulgare (domesticated barley), 654 nucleotides. Its product is annotated as putative ubiquitin-conjugating enzyme E2 38. Gene Ontology annotation, molecular function: ubiquitin conjugating enzyme activity. The coding region runs from base 1 to 654 and encodes 217 amino acids. Lineage: Eukaryota; Viridiplantae; Streptophyta; Magnoliopsida; Poales; Poaceae. The transcript has 5 exons. The record is from RefSeq and is a predicted model, not a curated record.